Candida dubliniensis CD36 is the source of this 1863-nucleotide messenger RNA. It is a transcript of the gene TOM70, whose product is annotated as protein channel. The coding region runs from base 1 to 1863 and encodes 620 amino acids. NCBI's taxonomy places the organism in Eukaryota, Fungi, Ascomycota, Pichiomycetes, Serinales, Debaryomycetaceae. The transcript has a single exon. The record is from RefSeq and is a predicted model, not a curated record. Gene Ontology annotation, cellular component: mitochondrial outer membrane. Gene Ontology annotation, molecular function: protein binding.
AUGUCAUCAGAUAAUUUUUUUAUAAAGAAUAGAACUGCCAUUAUUGUGACUGCAUUGACUGCAUUCUCUGCAGCUGGUGCUUAUUAUUAUUAUACUCAACAACAACAACAACAACAGCAAGGAUCAACUGGUGGUUCGAAUUCAUCAAAGAAAUCAUCUAGUGACGAUAGUAAUACUACCACCACCACUACUUCUUCUUCUUCUUCCAAAAAGAAGAAUAAGAAAUCCAAAAAAUCAAAAGGAAGUUCUACACCUGAACCAUCUACAAAUACUAAUUCUGAAAACAAAUCUUCUUCAUCUAAUAAAAUCAAAUAUCCAACUAAUUCUGAAGGAUUACCAGAAUUAACAUCAGAAAUCAUUUCUGGUUUAACUGAAAUUGAAAAAGAAGAAUGGGCUAUGCAAUUAAAAGAAGAUGGUAAUCAUGAAUUUAAAAAUAAAAAUUUCAAAAAAGCCAUUGAAUUUUAUGGUGCUGCUUUACAAUUGAAAAAAGAUCCAAUAUAUUAUUCUAAUAGAUCAGCUUGUUAUGCUGCUUUAGAUGAUCAUGAAAAUGUUAUUAAAGAUACUACUGAAGCAAUAAAUUUAAAACCUGAUUAUACUAAAUGUAUUUUAAGAAGAGCUACUUCAUAUGAAGUAUUAGAAAAAUAUGAAGAUGCCAUGUUUGAUUUAACUGCUUUAACUAUUUAUGGAGGAUUUUCUAAUAAAUCAAUUGAACAAGUUUUAGAAAGAGUUUUAAGAAAACAUUCAAUUAAAAUUGUUGAACUGAAACCUAAAAAAUUGAUUUUACCAUCAGCUGCUACUAUUGGAUCUUUUUUUGGAGCAUUUGUUGAAGAAACUGAACCAGAAGGAAUUAAUGAAUCAAAUGAUAAUGAAGGAAUUAAAUUUUUGGGUCAAGCUUUACAAAAAAUUAAGGCUAAUACUCAAAAUGGUUAUGAAGAAGCUGAUGAAUUGAUUAUUAAAGCCGUUAAUGAAUUAGAAAAACAAUCAAAUGCUGAUUUAAAACCUGUUUUAGCUAUUGGUUUAGAAUAUUUAGCAGCAUUCCAAUUUUUGAAAAAUGAUCCAGUUAGUGCUGCCGAAUCAAUUGAAAAAGCCAUUUCAUUAAAACCAAGACCAAGAGCUUAUGUAUUCCGAGCAUUAAUUAAUGCUGAUAAAUCAUCUUAUGAAGCUGCAUUAAAAGAUUUUAAAACUGCUGAAGAAUUAGAUCCAAAAUGUCCUGAUAUUUUUUAUCAUUUAGGUCAAUUAUUUUAUUUAACUGGAGAUUUAACUAAUGCUGAAACUAAUUUUAAUAAAGCUAAAGAUUUACAUCCUGAUAAUGUUUAUGCUUAUAUUCAAUUAGCUUGUAUUACUUAUAAAAAUGGACAAAUUGAAUUAGCUAAUGAAAAAUUCACUGAAGCUAAAUUAAAAUUCCCAACAUCACCUGAAGUUCCUAAUUAUUAUGGAGAAAUUUUAGCUGAUAAAGGUGAUAUUCAAGGAGCUUGUAAACAAUUUGAAAUUGCUAGUAGAUUACAAGAAAAACUUGAUAGAUUUUCUGUUGGAGCUUUACCAUUAAUUAAUCAAGCUACUGUUAUAUCUAGAGAAUCUUUAGAAAAAAUUGAUGAAGCUGAAGAAUUAUUAACUAAAGCUUGUGCUUUAGAUCCAAAAAGUGAAUUAGCAAGAAUUUCUUUAGCACAAAUUAAAUUACAAAAAGAUGAAGUUGAUGAUGCUAUUAUAUUAUUUGAAGAAAGUAGUGAUUUAGCAAGAUCAAUUGAAGAAAAAAUUCAAGCUACUUCAUUUGCUGAAGCUACUAAAAUGCAAAAAAGAAUUAAAAAUGAUCCAAUUUUAAAUAAUAAAAUUGCUGAAUUAAUGAGACAAAGUGGUGCCAUGUGA